Messenger RNA from Physella acuta, 1439 nucleotides. Its product is annotated as serine/threonine-protein phosphatase alpha-3 isoform-like. Gene Ontology annotation, cellular component: nucleus; cytoplasm. Gene Ontology annotation, molecular function: protein serine/threonine phosphatase activity. Lineage: Eukaryota; Metazoa; Mollusca; Gastropoda; Physidae. The record is from RefSeq and is a predicted model, not a curated record.
CUGUACAAGCUUUUAGUCUACUGUAUAUUGGUGUUUGACAAGUCUACAUACAUUUAUAUACGCUCUAAGUCUGUUGGUGUAUUAUACCCAUACUGAGCUGUAACAUCUGAGAAAUAUAAACUCAUCAUACCACGUGAACGAUGGCGGGUUCAAAACCUGACGUGGAUAAAAUAAUUGAACAACUCCUAUCUGUGAAGAACAACAGACCAGGCAAGGAAGUUCGUCUAUCCCUCGAUGACGUCACAUUCCUGCUGGACACGGUCAAGCCCAUCCUGCUGGGCCAGCCUAUCUUGCUGGAACUGGACGCCCCCCUGACCAUCUGUGGCGACAUCCACGGCCAGUUCUACGAUCUGCUGCACCUGUUUGAAAUCGGUGGCUUCCCGCCCGAGACGAAUUAUCUUUUCCUGGGGGAUUACGUCGACAGGGGCCACAACUCCGUAGAAGUGAUGUGUCUACUGUUUGCGUACAAGAUCAAAUACGAAGUGAAUUUUUUUCUUCUCCGCGGCAACCACGAGUCUCCAUCCAUCAACCAGAUGUACGGGUUCUACGCCGAGGUAAAGCGGCGCUACAAUAUCAAACUCUGGAAGAAAUUCAACGAAGUGUUUGAUUGCCUUCCUUUAGCUGCUGUUGUUGACGAUAAGAUUUUUUGCUGUCAUGGCGGCUUGAGUCCAGAGUUAACGUCCCUGAGUCAAAUUCGCCGCAUUAGCCGCCCGCUAGAGGUCCCUGACGAAGGUCUCGUCACGGACCUGCUCUGGGCCGACCCUCACCCUGACCCCGCCGCACGCGGCUGGCACUACAAUGACGUCAGGUGUACGUCAUACAUGUUCGGCGUGGACACGGUGGAGAAGUUUCUAGAAAACAACGACCUUGAGCUGGUUUGCCGCGCGCAUGACGUCCGACCGGACGGGUACGAUUUUUUCGGCAAGCGGCAACUGGUCACGGUGUUCUCGGCACCGAACUACAGUUUCCAGGAGAACUGCGGCGCCAUCAUGACCGUCAGCGCCGACCUGGAGUGUGCAUUCAAGAUACUCAAACCUCUCAACAGGAAGCCCAUCUAUCGCUACGAGGGGGGACUGAGGACGGGGGGUAAAGGAUUCGGCCAGGAGAAAGCUGGUUCUAGAGACUCGGACAGGAAUACGAGACGGGAGCCACGUGACCUGGGUCCUGGUGACAUGCAAGACGGGAGACUCACAAACACUGGGAGCCCCGAAAACAGAACUGAAGGCCCCGAAGAUAAAAAUACCGGGAGUACAGAUGACCUUCACCUUUUGCAUGCAAGACAGGAACCAGGUGACGUCACAGAAGACACGCCUGUUCAGACCAGCCUGAGUCGCAGACACACCUUCAGCGAGGGUGUCGUUAAAAUCAGCACGACCUCGUUCUGGGAGCGGCGGCUCAAGUCGAGGCUCGUACAACGACCCAACAGUGUAUCUAACUAG